This is a messenger RNA of Pimephales promelas (fathead minnow), 2298 nucleotides long. The record is from RefSeq and is a predicted model, not a curated record. Lineage: Eukaryota; Metazoa; Chordata; Actinopteri; Cypriniformes; Leuciscidae.
AAGUUUUAAUUAAACCAUCCUGAUUUACUUAUAGCUUGUUCCAAAUCAUAAAUGAAUAUGUCAUAUAACAUACGGAAAUCACAAUGUUUGUCACAAACACUUUUUGGUGUCUAAAAUCAGCAAGUCUGUUUAGGUCCCUGAUCAGCUGUGCAUCUUUGCAUCUUAAAUUUCUCUCUUCCCCUCUAACACACACACACACACACACACACACACAAACUGAUUGUGCUGCUGCCGUCCCCACAGAACUAAUGACUCACUGGAGUGACUCAUCCCCUUUCCUUCCUCCAUCACAAACACUCUACACAUCGUUGUAUUAUCUCCAUGUUUAACCUGAGCAAAGAUUGAAGAAAGACUGAGAUUUUUUUUUUUUAAUCGGCCCAUAUUUUUUUUUUUGAUAGGCCCAUAUUUGGGAUCUAAAAAUGAUCUCUCUCUCUGUGUGCUGUUGUGUUGAUGAAAUAAGGCUAAAUGUGUUCUGACAGAAAACAAUCGAGGACAAUCAAGGAUGGUUAUAAAUUGGCAGUGUCCCGGGGGCAUUAGAAGACUCUUGUUUGGGUGUUGCAAGAAAGCCGUGAUUGUCAAGAAACCCAGGAAAAACCAAGGACAGUAAUACGAAGACUUGGAUGUCCAGAUGGAUGAGGGAGUCGAUUGCACGGGUGUGGCGGACAAUGGAGUGUGUUUUGUGUGCAUGAAGUCUGCUGCUCCAAGCAUUUUCUCGGCUGACUAAACUUGUUCCUUUCUGGAGAUGGAUCAGACAGGAGUUUUUUUAUGAGACCUGGAGAGGGAGACACAGCCACAUCCCCCUCACUAACCCCAGGGCCUGGCUCAGGUGGGACGAAAGAUUUCUUUCAGAUGAAGGUGAUAAGAGGUUCUGAGGAGGGCUGUAUCUUCUAUGAAGGGUGAUGACUGUGGCGGUGUGUCUUCUCGGACCUCCUCUCAGUCCAACUCCCUUGUGACCGGCAGCACGGCACUCCCAGUGCUCUCACUAUUAAGUCAUGAGAUGUCUCCAGGUUCCCCUGUGCCCGCUGCAGGUGACGGGUUCUUGCAGGCCUGUGUGGACAGGAGGAGCCGCUGCUGGCCUUCGGGACUGGAAAGUAUGCGCUCUGUGGCCACAGUCCCACCUCUCAGCCUGGGAACGGAAGCAGGGAGUCGCAAGGGAAAUCAAGCAGACAAUCAGAGCAUGACAUCAGAGUACAAGCCAAGGCCGGAAAUGCGACAGGUCCCGCCACACGCAACAUGCGAGAUGCACCCUUCGACACGUACGAUGCACACCAUGCCGCCGGGAAACACAGGGACACAGCAACACAGGCUUGAUGGACAAACCAGACCGCCGCACACACAUUUCAAGAGGAAAAUGAUGGCCAUGGAUGUGCAGGAGCAAGUGCGCCCACUCUCUGCCUGUCCAGACCCAAUCGUAUGUAGCCAAGGAGAGGUAAAGGACUUCUUGUUGACCUGGUGUGUGUGUGUGUGUGGAUGGUUGAUGCUAUUUGUGUAAUACUGCCCCUAGCCUCAGAUCAGAUGAGUCCCAUGUUAUCCCAUGCAGGGAGCUGUCUAAACUCAUGGAAACACUUAAUGCGUGUGUUUUUAUGUAAGUUUGUGAGGAGUCGCGGGGGUGUCACUGUCUGACAGGAUGCUUGGGUCAACUGUCUACGUGUGAGUGCAGCCGGGCCUGGGCCAGCGGGUCAGGGUUGGGCAGACCACAGGAAACGGCCAAGACGUUCUGGCCCAGUGCUGGAGGACUUAACCCUUGCACUGCCAGCCUGGUCGCGCUCUCACUUUUGCCGGAACUGAGACUUCUAACUUACAAAAAAUGGUGCAAAUGCUAAGUUUUGUUUCUGACAAAUGCUAGGUUAAAGGGAUAGGUCAACCAAAAUUGGAAAUUCUGUCAUCAUUUACCCACCCUCAUGCUGUUCCAAAUCUGGCUGACUUUCUUCCUGUCGUUCAAAAGUUUUGAAUCGUAUGAUUUUGUUAAAGUGUUUUUGAAAGAAGUCUCUUAUGCAAAGCUGCAAAGAGUAAUAUUGGGAAAUAUUUACAUUCAAUGUUGUUUUAAUAUCAUUAAUAUAGUCUUAAUAUAGUUCAUGUUAAUAUUUGAAAUUUUCAAUGUAAUUUUAGCUACAGUCCGUAACGUUUUUGUGUGUUCAAAGAGCAGUAAACGUUAUGGACUGCAGCUUUAAAGUUUUAGUAAGUUUGUUGUGAGUUUUUGACAUUUUUAUUAGUUUUAAGUCUAAACAGUAUUCAUUCAUUCAUUUUCAUAAACAAGAAUUAAUUUAGUACUUCAACCUAAACUAAAUGAAAAUUUGC